CUAAGGUGCUCGUGGCCCUUUAAGAGCCCGAGGGAGCGAGGCUGGAUCAGAGCGCAUAACCACAGUGCCUGUGCCUGAGUGGGAUAGGCUGCUUUGGCAGGGAUGGGCUGGGAGGAGUCCUCUUGCAUCUGCAAUCUCUGGACAGGGAAAGAGAGAAGAGGGUAGAACGAGGGGGGAGGAAGAGGAAGCAAAAAGAAAAAAAAGGCAGGCAGGCGCCGAGGGUGCUGUGUGCCUCAGGCUUGACUAUCCUUAGCAGCACAAUCUGCUCUUCUUUGCAACCGCUGCUUUUAAAAGUUUGUACGCUUUGGGCAGGAGCAUUGACUGCACCAACCUCCUGGAGGAGGGAUUUAUUUCGUCUUAUCUUUCCUUGCACCUCAGCCCAAGAUCUGCACUCCCCCACCCCUUAAUUUUGUUGUUUUCUUCUGGGGUUCGGGUUGCAGAGGACCUAAGCUAUGCCCCGGAAGAGUAUCUUGGAGGUGAAGGUGCUGGACGUGCAGAAGCGGCGAAUUCCCAACAAACACUAUGUAUAUAUUAUCAAAGUCACCUGGUCCAAUGGAUCUAAUGAGGCCAUUUAUCGGCGAUACAGCAAGUUCUUUGACCUGCAGAUGCAAAUGUUGGACAAAUUUCCAAUGGAAGGAGGACAGAAGGACCCCAAACAAAGGAUCAUCCCCUUUCUGCCAGGCAAGAUCCUCUUCCGUCGAAGCCACAUCCGUGAUGUUGCUAUCAAGCGUCUUAUACCCAUUGAUGAGUACUGCAAGGCUCUGGUUCAGCUGCCACCGUAUAUCUCUCAAUGUGAUGAAGUGCUUCAGUUCUUUGAGACGAGACCAGAAGAUUUAAAUCCUCCGAAAGAGGAACCAAUUGGAAAGAAGAGAUCUGGAAUUAUCCAGAGAACGGCUUCUUUCCUUCUGAGAGGUGAUUUGGCAUCUACUGAUCCCAUGGUCUUGGAACAGUAUGUGGUAGUGGCGGAUUACCAGAAGCAAGAGAGCUCUGAGAUUAGUUUGUGUGCAGGCCAAGUGGUAGACAUAAUUGAGAAGAACGAAUCUGGCUGGUGGUUUGUGAGCACAUCAGAUGAACAAGGAUGGGUCCCAGCUACAUGCUUAGAAGUUCAGGAUGGAGUCCAGGAUGAAUUUUCAAUGCAGCCUGAAGAAGAGGAGAAAUAUAUGGUAAUCUACCCCUAUACUGCUCGGGACCAAGAUGAAAUGAACCUGGACAAAGGGGCUGUAGUGGAGGUGAUCCAGAAAAACCUGGAAGGAUGGUGGAAAAUCAGGUAUCAGGGUCAGGAGGGCUGGGCCCCAGCAUCGUACCUGAAAAAGGGGAGUGGGGACAUGCUUGCUCCAAAACUGGGAUCUGCCGCAUCUGCCCAAUCGUACGCACUGGAUUUGGAUGGAAUCUCCCGGCAGCAGAACUCAUCGGGCCGAGACAAGGAUGGGCCAAACAACCAAAGAGAUGGAAAGGUUGAUGGCCGCCCAUUGCCAAAUGUGGACCUUAGGCGAAAGUCACCAAAGAUGAGGCAAAGACCCCCUCCUCGUCGAGAUCUCACAAUACCGCGUGGCCUCAACCUGCCUAAGCCUCCUGUGCCCCCGGAAGUGGAAGAGGAGUAUUACACCAUUGCUGACUUCCAGACCACUAUCCCUGAUGGCAUCAGUUUCCAAGCAGGAAUGAAAGUAGAGGUGAUUGAGAAAAACCUGAGUGGCUGGUGGUAUAUCCAGAUAGAGGAGAACGAAGGCUGGGCACCAGCUACUUUUAUUGAUAAAUACAAGAAAACUAGUAGUGCAUCUAGACCUAACUUCUUGGCUCCAUUGCCAAAUGAAAUGGCCCAGCUCCGGCUUGGUGACAGUACAGCAGAGAGCAGCUGUAACGAAGAAGCACUUGGACCAUCCAGGCCUCUGCCUGAAGCACCACCUAAUGAUAUAGACUGUGGGGUGAAAUGGAAAGGGAAGGAGGCUGCCAAGGGCACCCCACCAGAGAGCAGCGAUGCAUCUCUGUCUGUGGGAUAUGAGGAGAUUUCUGAUCGGGAUGUAGAGGAGAAACCUAGUCUCCCUCCUAGGAAGGAGUCCAUCAUUAAAUCUGAAGAGGAGUUGAUGGAAAGGCAGCGGUUGGAACAGAGGCCACCGCCAAAGCCUCCUGGCAUGAUAUUGCCUGUGAUUCCCCCCAAGCAGGUUGUCCCUCCAAGGGAUAACAGAAAGCCAGAGCUCAAAACAGAGAAGGGGAAGCUGUUCCAGCUGAAAAAUGAAAUGGGAUUAGAGUGUGGGCACAAAGUGUCUCCCAAAGAGGUAAAGAAGCCAAACCUUCGGCCCACAGUUAAGCCAACCAAGCCAAAAGUUGAAGCCCCAGAGGAAAAGCCCGAGCCUGGGACCCAAAACCCCUUCUUGAAGUCAAAGCCUCAGAUCAGACCCAAGCCAGCAGCAGCCCCUAGGACAGAUCCCCCCCAGGGAGAUGAUAAACUAGAUAUUUGCAACCUGAGGAGCAAACUCAAGCCUGCAAAGGCACAAGAGAAGCUGCCCAAUCAGGACUCUGUAGCUAGCGAGAGUGCCUUCAGUAACAACAGGCUUCCCGUAGAACCUGCAGUCAGAUCUCAAGAAAGACCAAAUGUGGAGAUGAGGCCUCCAUCCAGACCAGAAAGCCAAGUCUUUAAGGACGCUGCCUUACCCAGAGUUCCUUUUGGCCCCUCAAAGCUGGGAGAGAGUGAGCCUAAGAGCAGCUUUCCAGUUCCCAGGGAACCACUUCAGCGGCCCGUGGUACCACCCAGGAGGCCGCCACCUCCUAAGAAAACUUCCAUGCCAUUACCUGUAUCUUCAUUCACCCCCUCCCCAGAAAACAAAGCCCCACAAAGGGAAGUGCCUGAACUCAGAGCUGCCUCAGUGCCUGGCAGGCCAAUGUUGGUUCCACCAAAAGCCAAAGGUUUCUUGCCAGCAACAUGUGAAGAUGAUGCCAAAGUGAAAAGUGGCUUAGGCCAAAAGGGAAUCCCCAAGCCUGUGGAGAGGGAGAGAGGAUCUGUCCCCAUCACGAAUUCAGAUAUCUCCAAAGAAGCCCUCUACGUGGCAGUGGCAGAUUUUGAAGGUGAUGAAGAAACAGGCAGCUUUAAAGAAGGGACCUUAUUUGAAGUCCGUGAGAAGAAUAGCAGUGGCUGGUGGUUUUGCAAGGUCCUUGCUGGAGCGCCAUGUUGGGAAGGCUGGAUUCCUUCCAAUUAUCUUCAGAAAAAGCCAUAGCCCUUCCUUUUGUCUUCAUUUUAAGCAGCAACUCAACAUUCCCCAUUUUAGUACCAAAAUAUUUAAAUAGCUUAUUUAUAGUUUUUCGUAAGGCUGGCUCUAUUUAAAAAAAAAAAAAAAGUAUCUGAGAUACCAAUUUGUGUCUUUUCCAAGAAAGAAUAGGAAGAGAAACAGGCCUUCAUGAAUUGCAGCUCAAGCUACUGUUUCGUCUCUUGGUAACUCACUCCCUGAACACUUUUUUUAUAUGGUAUCCCCCCACUCCCGGUCCAUUCCCCACCCUAUGUGCUGUUUAAGUCAACCUGCCCUUCACAAGACCGGCUGAUUAAGAUGUGUGGGUGGUUUUAAUUCUCUUCAGAUUCUGGAACAAACAGUGGAGGGGGCGAGAGAGAGAGAGAGAUUGAAAUGUAAAAUCCUGGGAGAUUAUCGGUUUUUAGCUCGGUAAAGGAGUGAAGCCAGUCCCACUAGUCAAAGAAGAGAAGUGAGAAAGUAGGAAGCCACUGUUUGGGCUGAGUUUCCUUGUUGACUAUCAUGUGUUAGUAUUAUGCCGUUAACUAUAUCCAAGGGCUAAUAGGCUCCAUGGCAAACAGAAAAAUAAUAUUACGAUAUAUACCUAGGUGGGAAGGCCUAUCCAAGUAGCUGUUAAGAGAUUUUUUCUAGCCUUAUGUAAGUAUCUUUUUCUCCCUUAUUUGAACAGUUCUCCUGUUAAGAGUUGUCCCCAUGUGUGACACCUGGUCUUAAGUCAUGUGCACAUGUGCGCUAAUAGAGUUGGAUGUGCUCUCUGUUGUGCAGACCUCUGUAUAGGCUUGUGUAGUUCUUGCCCAGUAUUCUAGUCUCACUUUAGUAAAUAGAGCAGAAGUUGUAUUAGGUUAUUCAUACUGUUCAGCCAUAAGAAUUUGAAUAACUCCAAGAUCUUCUGGCAAGAUCUUCUAAGGAUUUGUAGCAGAACAUAGUGCUGCCUCUUCAGGGAUAAAUUGCACAGCUGCAUUCAUGCCUGCACACAAGUAGGUCUCUUGUGCUCUUCUGCCAUGAUUCCCCAGGUCUAGUAGAUGAUAACUGCCGGGAUGGUAGCCCUCCAGUUGGUGCUAAUAAUUUCUAGUGCAGGGCUUUCCAAUCUGGAAGUAGCAACCAGGUUUCAAAAAGGCAGAAGGUUUUGCUGUACCUCGCCUCAUUUUACAUAUUCCUUAUGAAUUUGCUUGUGUGAACCUUUUCAAAAAGCAUGUUUCUCACCAGUGUGUUGGUUGUAGGAGGGGGGGGAGUGCCAUGGCAUGCAUUGACCUACAACAAUAGUUUUUGGAGGAGUGUGAACUGUUCUAACUUCUCUGGAUAAGAAGGCAUGUUUUUAUCCUGGUCUGUUAGCUGUGGGCCGUGACCAUUUUCUGUGAAGCCAUGGAAUUGGCUGUUAUCUGAGGAGUGCUGGGUUUAGGAGCACAUUGUGCUUAAUAUAAUAUAUACAGUAUGUGCAUUGGAACAACAGUCAUGAGGUGUUAGAUAAAGAAAUAUGCCAAUGCGUGUUUGGCGUUUGUCCCUUUAUAAAUAUAUGAAGGGGAGUGGUGCUGCCUGAUCCUUUACUGAUCAUCACUUGUGUAUAUUUAAAGGGACAAGAAAUGCACAUGUGUGUGUGAGCACACCCUUUUUCUUCAUUUAAUGCAUGUGUAUGUGCAUUCAUGCCUGGUGUGUGAAAAUGCCAAAGAACAUUGACUCCUGCCCUCAGUCGUAGAUGUUUUUAAACUAACCAUUGAUGCAGAUGAUCAGUGGUUGUAUUUUCAGAAAUACAAACCUGGAUGGAUUCACUGUGGAUCUAGGACAUAACUGUAGAAAAUUCACUUUACAUCAAAAUUCACCAACAGAGGUCCUAAAAAUAUUCUGGCUUCAAAAGGACCUCCUCAGAGCUAACAAUUUGUCCGUUAUUGGCAUGAAUCAGCCUAGUUUGGUCUUCCAUGGACUGAAUCCCACUAAUUUCCGCCAGACUUGUAUCCUCCAGAUGUUACUGGGCUACAGCUCCCAUCAUCCCUGGCCGGGGCUGAUACGAUGAGAGUUGAAACUGAACAUCAUCUGGAGAGCACCAGAUUGGGGAAGGCUGACUUAAGUUAAAUGUGCAUUCUACCUGAAAUCUUCCUAUAUAGGGAUUGAUCCGUUUUUUAAAAGAGGAUUUAGGAGUCCAGCUCCUAAUUUUGCUUUUGAAGUUCAGUACUUGACAUUCACGUGAUGGUAUGUUUCCUCAAUAUGUGUUGUUUUGGCCACAGGUUAGAUAAAAAGGACAGUGUGUUUCUUCUGUCCAACCCUUAGAUUAGCAGUAACCAACAUGGUAACCCAUCAUGUUGUUGGGCUACAACUUCCAUCAGCAGCUACAAGCAUUCUUGGAGGAUAGAUUAUCUAAACCCAUUCUAGUCCGGGUUUUGACUUGGCUUUAGCUGAAUCAGCCUUGGUUGCCCUGAUAGAUUACAGGCAUACCCCGCUUAACAUCGCUUCACUUAACGUCGCCUCGCUAUAACGUACAUGCUCCAUACGUCCCCAUACCCCUCUUAACAUUCACACGCUUCACAAUAACGUACACUUUAUCGGCAUGAUGCCGCUGCCAUCUAGUGGUGAUUGCUUGCAGUACAAGUGAAGACAAUUGCUUCACUUAAUGUUUAUUUUCACUUACAGUAUACUCUUCGGUCCCAUUGAGAGAGGGAUAGGGGGAAUAUGACCCUGUUACUCUUCCUUGAUCUCUCUCUCAGCUAUUUUUGAUACAAUCGACCAUGGUUCCCUCUGGGGCAGAUCUGCAAGAUGGGAAUUGUGGCUGUUGUUUUUCAGUGGUUCCGUUCCUACGUGCAGGGUCUGUUUCAGAGAGUAGUAGUGGACUACCUGUUGGCUCCCUGGCAAUUACGCUGUGGGGACCCACAGGAUACCAUCUUGUCCUCUAUGCUAUUUAACAUCUGUGUUAAGCUAUUGGAUGAGAUCAUUAGACUAUUUGGAGCAAAGUGUCAUCUGUAUGCUGAUGACACCCAGCUGUGUUUCUCUGUGACAUCUGAAUCACGUCUGCUGUGCUAGCCUAGAGCCAGUGUCUGGACACAGUGGUGGAUUGGAUGAGGGCUGAAUCCUGAAGCUGAUUCCUGGGAGGGCUGAGGCCCUGUGGGUGAGUGGUUCUACUGUUCAGAAUAUAGAUCAGUUACACAUUCUUUUUUUUUUUACAAUAAUUUUUAUUCAAAUUUUCAUAAAACAUAGAAAACAAAAUCAUAAAACAUUCAAAGACAAAAAACAAAACAAAACAAAAAUGAUUAAACAAAAAAAAAUAAAAUGUUGACUUCCCAUUUGUCACAUAUCAAAUCAGUUAUAGGUCUACAAUAUAUAACAAUCCUGUCUCUUAAAUCAUAUUAUA
This is a messenger RNA of Rhineura floridana, 6570 nucleotides long. It is a transcript of the gene SH3PXD2B, whose product is annotated as SH3 and PX domains 2B. Gene Ontology annotation, biological process: superoxide anion generation. Bases 453 to 3209 code for a protein of 918 amino acids. The transcript is spliced from 14 exons. NCBI's taxonomy places the organism in Eukaryota, Metazoa, Chordata, Lepidosauria, Squamata, Rhineuridae. Gene Ontology annotation, cellular component: cytoplasm. Gene Ontology annotation, molecular function: phosphatidylinositol binding; protein binding; superoxide-generating NADPH oxidase activator activity. The record is from RefSeq and is a predicted model, not a curated record.